GCGGUGCUGUGAGGAGCCCCCGCACAGCGCACUUGUUCUUGUCUGACCCGGAGCUUUUCUGAGGAGUUCUUCCUGCAGCUGACCUUGAGGCCAGACCACAGGACCUGGUGACCCGUGGCCUUCCGAGGCUUCUGUUUUGCAGGUGCCCACAAGGGCGGAGCGUGGGACUUGGUGCCUUGGACCUUUUCCAAGACUUCUCUCCUGCAACUAGCUCCUACUAGUCACUGACAUGGAGCAGAGAUCCCUGAGAGUGCCCAAGAUGGCCUGUUUGGAGGAGGAGAAAGAAGGCUCUGGAGCUGCCCCAGCAGAGCAGACUGAAGAGGUGGUGCCGCUCCAUCCACCACAGGAGGAUGCAGCCGUGGAGCGCACACAAGAGCAGCAAUCCAGCCGUGGCUGCUUCCACAGAACAGUGCAGCUCGUUUGCAAAUUCAUCAAGAGGAUUCGUCAGGAAGAGACCAUCACCAGGGGCGCUGGGUUCAGACCAUACUCGCCCAUCUUCCAAAGCAAGACCAGUGCUGCCCUGCUGUAUAUGCUUGUAGAGGAAGGUUUUUACAAUCCAAAGCAAGUGCCUGCCAUGGUGAGGUACAUCCACCAGUGGCUCCUGGCCAAUGAUUCCGCUGAGCACAGGCUGGACAAGACCCUGCUGAAUCUCACUGAAGCACAGCGUGAUGAUGUAGUCAUGACGCUCCUGCGUGUGGCCCCGUCCUGUGACAGAGCUGCCAUGGCCAUGUGGAAAACCAUCAUGUGCUCGCCCAGGACUGCAAAGCCAGUGCAGCUGACACUCCUGGAUGUGCUGGGGAACUGGCCUGAGCACAGCACGUGCACCUCCGAUGGGGACAAAACGGGUGUCUUUGCCCUGGCUGCAACUGUGGUGAUGUGGAAGAUCCUCCAGGUGCGCUGUGUCCCACAUCUAAUGAAGUUUUAUUUCCCACGCCUGUUUGUGCAGCUGCUCUUCCAAGUGUUCUUCAGCACAGAAGGGAUGCCAAAGAAGGUUGAUACCUUCUGGAAGGGAUGCCAGGAAGAACACGGCCUUGCCAGCAGCCCCAACAGCUUUGCAGUGCGGACCCUGAAGUUGCUGCUCUGCCGAAAGCAGUACAAGGAUGUGGUGGUGGCAAUGGAACGCAGGGGUGCCUGGGACACACUGCUCUGUGCUGACACCCACCACUAUGCCGUGGGUCUGCUGGCCAGGGAGAUGUCCUGCGUCUCCAUAUUCUCCUGUUCCCAGGUCUUUCGCUACCUGCUCCGGCUGCUGAGCACACAGGAGCUACGCUGGGAUCUGCCUGCCCUGGCGUUCCUUGUGGAGGUCCUCGAGUGCCUGGACUUGAGGGAACGUGAGGCUGACAGAGUCCUGCAAAUCUUGUCAAGGCAUGUGCAGAGCAAGUGCAGGGAGAGGCGUCACCUGGCACUCAGGGCCCUUCUCAAGCUCACUGAUGAUCCCUCAAUGACCGAAAAAAUGUGGAGCCUGAUUGAAAGUCUUGUGGAGCUCCUGUGGGAUGCAAAUGGAGAGGCAGUUAAAAUGACAGUCAUGGUACUCAGCUUUAUAAUCUUGGACAAGGACCUACGGAUACCCAGCCCCAUUGCCCUGCAGCUGGCUGAGGCGCUCCUGCCACUCUUUGACCAUAAUAAUAGCCAGGUGCAACUGCUCUCCAUAUUGCUCUUCCGAACAUUGCUGACUCUUCCACUGAAAAAGGAAAGAAAGGUCCUGAAGUCACAGGUGUGACAGAGCCUGCUCCCACUCUUCUUCCACUGCCAUGAUGAGAAUUGGCGUGUGGCACAAGCUUCUCUGGAAACGCUGCUUUGUGUGGCUGACUUCCUGAAGAGGAAGGAUCUUGACAAAGUGGUGAAGAAGAAGAAACUGUGGAUGUUCGCAGACACCCUGGUAAGGACAGCUUGGAAUCCGGAGCCUCAGCCUGGAGAAGGCCCC
Messenger RNA from Passer domesticus (house sparrow), 1924 nucleotides. Its product is annotated as maestro heat-like repeat-containing protein family member 7. Gene Ontology annotation, cellular component: cytoplasm. The transcript has 12 exons. The record is from RefSeq and is a predicted model, not a curated record. NCBI's taxonomy places the organism in Eukaryota, Metazoa, Chordata, Aves, Passeriformes, Passeridae. The coding region runs from base 230 to 1720 and encodes 496 amino acids.